Molecule: messenger RNA, 312 nt
Organism: Colletotrichum orchidophilum
Lineage: Eukaryota; Fungi; Ascomycota; Sordariomycetes; Glomerellales; Glomerellaceae
Exons: 1
Coding region: 1-312 (103 amino acids)
Source: RefSeq, a predicted model, not a curated record
AUGACGCAAGUUGGGUUCGGACAGGAGCUUCGCAGCCGUAAAAAGACCUCAGGGUUGGGUCACGUCAAAAGCUCCAGCGCGAGGUGGGCUGCGCUUGUCUCGUGGAGGGGCAGAGGGGCUGCGCGGGAGGGGCAACUGGUACCACCGCUGCCCACCUCGAGAGUGCCGCCGCUGGCAGGCCGAGCAGCAGCAGGUUGGCAGCACACAAUCAGCAGUUCUGGUGGGGCCCUCAGCGGCCCCGGUCUGGCCCGGAGCCUGCAGCUGCCCCGCACUCAACCUCACUGCAGCGUCCAAGUCGCCCAAGUGACCUGA